AUGUCCUACACCUCCCGCCAGAAGCAGCUCAUUAAGAAGCUAUGGGAUGAAAAAGGUUUUCGGGAGGAAAUCAAGGCUUUUCAGGAGAAGAUCAAGGGCUUUCGGGAGAAGAUGAAUGCCUUUCGGGUGAAGAUCAGGGCCUUCAGGAUGGCGAUCCAGGCCUUCUGGGAGGAGGAAAACCCCAUCUGGGAGGAGGAAAAUGCCUUUCGGGAGGCAGAAAAGGCUUUCCGGGAAGAUGCAAAAGCCUUCUGGGAGGGGUACAGGGACUUCUGGAACAGGUAUAAUGCUUUCUGGAAGAAGGACAAGGCUUUCUGGAAGGAGGAUCAGUUCCUCUGGGAAAAGGACAAGGUUCUCCUGGACGAGCACCAGGUCCUGUGGGCAGAAGAAAAAGCUCUCUGGGCAGAUGAAAAAGCCCUCCUAGAAGAGGAAAGAGCUUUCUGGGAGGAUGAGGAAGCCCUCCGAGAAGAUGAAAAAGCCCUCCAAGAAGAUGAAAAAUCUAUCUGGGAAGGGGCAUUUGGCCUUCUGAGAGGAGAACAAUUACUGCUAGCUGUAGCUAUCAAUGCUCCUAGGGGUCAUGGUCCAGAUAUUCUCAGAGGAAGAGGGUAG
Chelonia mydas (Green sea turtle) is the source of this 606-nucleotide messenger RNA. It is a transcript of the gene CCDC70, whose product is annotated as coiled-coil domain containing 70. Bases 1 to 606 code for a protein of 201 amino acids. The record is from RefSeq and is a predicted model, not a curated record. NCBI's taxonomy places the organism in Eukaryota, Metazoa, Chordata, Testudines, Cheloniidae. The transcript has a single exon.